CACUAUUGACAGAUCACAAAACGCACACAGCCGGAGUCGGGGUUUGGAAAACGGGAGUGUUAGUCGCCGAUUUUGUUUGUGAAAAAUUGCGGGAGUUGCGUGCUUUACGACAAUGAUUUCGACCGGAGCUUUCUUCCACACAUUCAGAGAAAAAUCGUGAUGGCAGUGCUGUCGAAAAAUUCCCUGCCAUAAUUUAAAUUAUGGCCGAAUCUAGUCUGGAAACACAAAUCGAUUCCUUUCUGGAGCAAUUCAAAAGAAAUUCCUCCAAAGCCAUGGAGGAACGCACCAUCGUUUGUCGAUCACGAAGUUCGUAUUUGGACGCAGAAUCGCCCGAUGAACCCGUGACGCCUUGCGAGGAAAUUGAAAUGGUGAACACCAUCCAAGCAGAACCUCUAGGACUGAAUGAUGUUGCCGAAUUAUUACAUUCACAAUACGCUAUUAUCUCAGGUGGGAAAUCGAAGGAGGGUUGCCCUAUUAUCACUUUCCCAGAUAACAAUAAUUUUCAUUUAUUAACCGACGCUGAAUACCAACGAUUAAUGUUAUAUUUAACUUCAGUACCCUCGCUACAAGAGGCAGAUUUGGGCUUCCAUUUAAUAAUAGAUAGAAGAAAAGAUAGAUGGAAUUCCGUCAAAACUGUUCUAUUGAAAAUCUCAGUAUACUUUCCAGGUCUUAUUCACGUCGUGUACGUAAUAAAACCUGCAAGUUUCUUACAAAAAGCUUUAUCCGAAGUAAGCAAUAAACUUUUUAAGGAUGAAUUUAAAUUCCGAAUGAUAGUUUUAAGUACAAUAGAAGAAUUACACGAGUAUGUAGACUUAAGUCAGAUAACGUCAGACUUAGGCGGCAGUUUAUACUACUGCCACGAGGAAUGGAUGCAACAAAGAAUGGAAUUCGAGAAAUUCUCUCUAGUAACUAAACAAGUUUCAAAUGCCUUAGAUAAAUUUACGAAAGUUAUCGAAGAAGCCGAACUACCCAACAACGUCGAUUCGACCCAGCAAGUCCUAAACUGUCAAACCCUCGGCUAUUCCGAGUUGAAAGAAGAAAUCCUAUCCGCGGCGAAACACGGCGAAAAUUUACUAUGUUCGAUAAAACUAAAGUCAACGAAUAGCGACAACAACUGCGACACCAUGGGGGACGUACUAGCCAUAGAACGGCUUCUAGUCCAGUUAGAAGAAACCGAGCGCACGUUCGACGAAUUCUGGCAACAACACUCCACAAAACUACGUCACUGCCUGGAAUUGCGACGCUUUGAGCAGGACUUCCGUGAGUUACAAAUUAAUUUCAGUUUGCAUUUGAAAGUCAUCGGCGACAUGACGGAAGUUGGCGAAAAUUUGAGCCGGAUCGACGAUCUGAGUAAGGAUUUAGUCGCAUUCGAGAAACUUUGCUUGGUUGAUAUAGAACGAGCGGAAGAGGUUAUCUCGUCGGGGCAAAACCUUAUUCAAAAUAAAGUUUUCUAUCCGCUGCAAUGCGUGGAACCGAAGGGCUGUGAACUGAUGACAAUGCGGGACACGUUACUGGAGAAAUUGUUUAAACGAAAAGAAACCCUUAUCAACAGCCAGAAAGUCAUAGAGGAGAUUGAGAAGGGUAACGAAUGGUGCACGAAGGGUCUGCACGUCUUGAAUGCCUAUAAAGUAGACAAAGACAUCUACUCUGAAGUGGCAAAGGCAUACAUGAAACAGAUUGACGAAUUUUUAAAAACUGAGGAGGUUUUUAAUAGUGCCUCGAAAGAAAUAAUGUAUCUUCAGGAUACUAUUAGUACAGAACUGAGGGACAGAUUGAGUCAGGUUUUGCAAGAAAUUGAUGAGAUGAUGUUUCUGUGUAAAGAACGCUUGCAUACUUUGAGUUGUCUGAUUGAGCCCGAAAACUUAGCUCCCGAACUGGCUAUUUCUAAGCAAACACUCGGAAACACACCUGACAAGACUGCGAAGAAAAUUUGUAAAAUACCAAAAAGUGGAUCGUCAGAAAAGAAUAUAGAACUCGAAUUUUACCACGCUUACCCCUCUCCAGAGAACGAAGAAUUAAAUAAAGCGAAAACUGGCCACGUUUUGACCGAGUUGAUAGAAACCGAAAAGUUUUACGUUUCGGAACUGUUGUCUGUGAUUAAAGGAUAUAAAAUGGAAGUGAAUUCGGAAGAGCUGCAACAUUUGGUUACACCAGCUCUUGUCGACAAUAUAAAUAUAAUAUUUGGUAAUUUGGACGAAAUUUAUAACUUUCACGCAAACGUAUUUUUGCAAGAUCUUGAAAAUUGCAUAUCGUCAAUCGAUUUAGUAGCGUUAUGUUUUGUUCAGCGUCGAGACAUAUUUUUUCGUUUGUACAGUUGUUAUUGCCAAAAUAUACCACGAUCGGAGCAACUACGUGAAACUCUGAUGGAUUCGAAUAUGUUUUUUCAAACAUGCCAGCGCAAACUUGGACAUAAACUACCUCUUGCAGCCUAUUUACUAAAACCAGUUCAAAGAAUAACGAAGUAUCAAUUAUUAUUAAAAGAUUUGCUGCGCUAUUCAGAAGCUGAAAAGUGUUGUAAAGAAUUGCAACAAGCCUUGGAUUGUAUGCUGGUUGUUUUAAAGUGCGUUAAUGACAGUAUGCACCAAAUCUCGAUUACUGGUUUUCCUAUCGACUUGUCUCAGCAAGGAGACUUGCUUUUACAAGGCUCAUUUUCCGUUUGGGUUGAAAAUAAGAAAGAUUUAAGGCUGAGAUUGAAACCCCUAAGGAGGCAUAUUUUUCUGUACCAGAAGUCAAUAUUGUUCUGUAAAUCUGUUUCCAAAUCGUCGCAUAACAAAGCCACAUAUCAUUUCAAACACUAUUUAAAAAUGUCUGAAAUUGGCUUAACUGAAUCAGUCAAAGGUGAUCCUAGAAAGUUCGAAAUUUGGUUACAAGGUCGACAAGAAGUGCAUACGAUUCAAGCUUCAAACACUGAACAAAAACAGUCAUGGGUUAAUGAAAUCAAACGUGUUCUUCUUAACCAACUAGAAGAGUUAAAAGGAGAGAAGAUUAAACAAUAUACCACGCAAGCGCAUAAGCCUCUUCGUCAGACAACGUCUUGGGAAAAACAGAAGAAUACGCCUAACAUUCCCUUGAGUAAUAGUAACAGAGCGAUGAGUUGCGACACCGAUUGUCAAUCGCAAGUUUCCACUGAAACUAUAGAAACUUUGGAGGGAGAAACCUGGUCUUCAGAUUGCAGCAACAGUGAUGACGAAGAGCACCCGAAUAAAAAUGCAGUUCCUAGUGGUCGUUAUGUUGCACUAGCAGAUUAUUGUGCCAUUGGCAGCAGCGAGGUCAACAUACGGGAAGGUGAUAUGGUAGAAUUACUGAAAGUCGGCUGUGCAGGCUGGUGGUUUAUUAAAAUAAUAGGUACGUCGACUGAGGGCUGGGCACCUGCAGCAUUUUUGGAAAAUUUGCAACGUAAAAGUUCACGUAGUAGCAGCAGAAGCCACGACAAGCUAACCGAUGACUAAAUCAUGUUAUUUGUUAUAUAAAUUUUUGCGCAGUAGGGGAGCACCAUUUGGUGAUUUUUCUACAAUGCAUAUAUAUAUAUUUUCAUAUGUUAUACGGCCUGGUUAUAUUUUCAAAAGCAAUAUAGAUAAAAGAAUGAAACAUGGGGAGAGUCACCUUGUUCAAUUUUGGUCGAAAUUAAUAAAUGUUUGCUUUAUUUUUACUUGCUACUGGUGCCCUUUGUACAUUUUAUAUUGCAGUGAAUGUGAUCCAGUUGUAAACUAUAAAGUUCUUGAAGACGUUUUGUGAAUAAUGUAGAAUUGAGGUAAAAUGAAUGUAAAUACGAUUAUAGAAAGUUGUGGUGUUGUUCACUUUAGGUAGAAUCAGGACCCACAAAGUCGCUCAAAUAUUUUUGUUAUGAAUUUUGGCUGUUAACAUUGAUUUUAUCAAUGAUUUGGAACUAUUUUAAGUUAGUUUAGACCAAAAGCGCUCAACGCAUGUUGGUGGUUGUCAAACUUUGUUAAAAAGAAUUAUAUUAAAUAUGAUUUGAAGCUUGAGAGUUCGUCUGACGACCCGACCAGCCUUUGCGAAGUCAAUUCACUUAUUUAUUGUUUUAUUGACGAACUGUAACGACUGCAAAAGUAUUCUUAAAAGUAUUUAUUGUUAUCAAUGUUAUUUAUGACACUUGACUUUUAUUAUACAUGGGCGUUUCAUCUCCGUCGAAGUUGUCAGUUGAGUUGCAACACCCAGUAUAAGAAACACUGUCGAUGUUUAUAUCAUGACUUGGUUAUAAUUCAAUUUACAAGAAGUGCAAGUCUCUUAAACUAUUACAUAAAUAUAAGCACUCUUUAAAAACUAGUACAAAAUUAAUUGUAAUAUAUAAUUUAUUUUUGUUGUGGGCACUCCACAGUUAUAAAAUCACUUGAGGGUGUUAAAAUUAGUUUAUUUAUUUUAAAGAGGUAGAGAAGUUGUCAAUGACUGUAGGAACAUGGAAGUACCAGAUCAAUUAGGAAACUAUUUUUAGAAUAAGUUACACAAGUCAUAAAUGUAGGUACCCGUUUGUGUUUCAGAGUAAAGGAUCAGAGCUCCAUGCAAAAAGUCAAGGGUGGGAGAAAAUUUCUAACCCGGAUUGGGGUUUAGCGAAGACUAGCGUGGGGUUUUCUCGAAAUAAGUUCUGUUAUACUGAAAAAUUAUUAAUAAACAUAAUAAACACAGUAUUGGUUAUACAAGAGUUUUUGUAUAAACAUAGAUAUAAGUACCUACCAAUUUAUUUACACGAUGUAUCUAUGGGUGAUAAUUUUUCAGGUCUGAUACCAUUUUCUGUUGUUUCUCAAUUUUUGUACAAGCAGUAAAUAAAAUUGUAAUGAAAACAA
Messenger RNA from Zophobas morio, 4799 nucleotides. Its product is annotated as guanine nucleotide exchange factor DBS-like. Bases 201 to 3449 code for a protein of 1082 amino acids. The transcript is spliced from 12 exons. Gene Ontology annotation, biological process: intracellular signal transduction. Lineage: Eukaryota; Metazoa; Arthropoda; Insecta; Coleoptera; Tenebrionidae. The record is from RefSeq and is a predicted model, not a curated record. Gene Ontology annotation, molecular function: protein binding; guanyl-nucleotide exchange factor activity. Gene Ontology annotation, cellular component: cytoplasm.